Equus quagga is the source of this 8634-nucleotide messenger RNA. It is a transcript of the gene WDR87, whose product is annotated as WD repeat domain 87. The transcript is spliced from 5 exons. Gene Ontology annotation, molecular function: protein binding. Bases 1 to 8634 code for a protein of 2877 amino acids. Lineage: Eukaryota; Metazoa; Chordata; Mammalia; Perissodactyla; Equidae. The record is from RefSeq and is a predicted model, not a curated record.
AUGUCUUCGCCCCGACUCAUUCCCCCGCUGAAGGAUUUUAAAUACCUCUUAAGUGACACCAUAGAGAAAAGCAAGGAAACUUUAGAUGACCCAAAGAAUGAGGUAGUUGUGCUGAGUGACCGGUCCCAGAUACUGUUCAAAGAGUCUCGCCAUCCUCAAAAUAUGCCGCUCAUAUGCCAUUACGUCAGUGAUGCCAACUUCUUUGCCUCCCUCUCUUGGGUGACAGCAGGCACAAGGGAAUUACAGGCUGUAGUAUGGAUGAAGAGCAAAACCGAGGACAUGGUCGAGAAGAGAACGUUCUCCAUGACCGAGCGAUUGCCGCCCAUCCAGUCCAUGGUCCACACAGGCUCCUUUCAUAUCCUCGUGGUCUACUGCGGUGACCUGCUCCUGCGGCUCUUCGGGGACCACUUUCGGUCCUUCAAACCUCUGAGUCUAGUGCCCUGCCGCUUUAACAUCAGCUGCCUCUGCUACGACCCGGAAAUGAAGAUGCUUCUGUCAGGCAUCCUGGGAGCAGUGGUCACCUGGUUCAUCGAGCGGAGCGGCAAGGGCCUCCAGAUAGCCCACACUGUGUCCAUGCCUAGCGAAGAGCUUGUCCAGGAUAUCACGUUGAAUGGCCCCAACGGCUCCCUCCUGGCCCUCUGUGAGACUGUGGUGAGGAUGCUUGAGCGCCAGGGCCGUGGCCGGCUGGCAGAGGUGAAGAGGUUCACGUCUACCACCAGCGGCUCCUCGAUCACCUGCUGCUUCACUUGUUUCGAUCAGGGCUUUCUCUAUGCCGGAAACAAGACUGGGGAAAUCCAAGUCUGGAGCCUCGGUCGGGGCCAGUCUCUCCACAGUUUCAAGGCCCAUUACUUAGCAGUGAUAUGCAUCCGCAGCCGGCCAGAAGCCCACACCCUGCUAACAGCUGGCAAGGAAGGCUUGAUCACGGAGUGGAACUUGACUUCGGGGAGCCUGCUGCGGCGGCUAGAACUCGGCGAGGAACUGUAUCGACUCCAGUUCAUCGACAGCACUACCUUCUUCUGCCAGACCACCCACACUUUCUCCUUGCGCUCUCUGCCCUGCUUCUACAGCCUCUUCAACGUCUGCGGCUCCGCUCCCCAGCAGCUGCGUCGGGUCCGCUGUGGUCCUAACUGGUUCCGGAUCCUGUGCACUACUGAGGAUGGCUUGUUGCGUUUUGUGUCCCCGUUAACAGGGGAUCUUUUGGUUCUCACCUGGCCCCUCUCAAUCCUGGACCGGGCUAUGGAUUGGGCUUAUGACCCAAAUAAGGAGGAGCUCUUUGUAGCAACAGGUGGCCCAGAGGUGCUGGUGUUUGACACAACCCGCUGCCCUUGCCCAGCCAAGUAUCUCUUAAGCACCUCACCAAAUUCUCAGGACUUGGUGCAAUGCCUGGCUUACGGGCACUUCCACCUGGGUCGGGGUCUCGAAGGACUGAUGUUCUCUGGGCACCAAAGUGGUAUGAUAAGGGUGCUUUCCCAGCACAGCUGUGCCCGAAUAGAGAAAUUCGUGCACUUUGGGGCUGUCCUGGCACUUUCCACGCUGCCUGGAGGGAUUUUUGGUGGCCGAGAAAACUCUUUGCUCUGUUCCUAUGGAAUGGAUGACUACGUACACCUAUCAGAAGCUGUUCUUGAGGGGGUCAGAGUACGUCUGUGGCCCCUUGCCAGCAUUCUCAGCAGCUGUCACCUGAAACACCUGGUCCUCUUGCCCAAGUCUGUGGGUGCCAUCACGGAGACUAACUGCCUGCGUCUCUGGAAUUUCCAUGACUUUCUGUCCUCUGGGUCACAGGAGGGCUCAGUGUUCAUAGAAACAUUGCCUCUGCACCAGUGUGCCAUCACAUCCUUUGACGUCUGCCUGUCCUUGAAUCUUUUCGUCACAGGUGGUGUUGAUGGCUCUGUCCGGAUCUGGAACUUCCAUGGCAGACUUGUAGCCAUGCUGGACUCGUCACUGCACUUUGGCCCGCUCUGCUUCGCCAAUGACCGGGGAGACCUGCUUGUGACCUUCAACCAGAGUCUUUAUCUGGUGUCCUGUUUAAAGCUGCUCCCCCCAGCCAUGCUGGUUCGCCUUUCCAUUAUCAGCAUGACAGAUGAAGUGCUCGAAGUCCCCAAGCCGUUCCUACCAAGCUUCUUCUUCUCCUUUGAGACCCUGUUUGUGCCCAAGUAUAGCUACCUUGGACAAGGGCAACAGGAACUAGUGGGGCUGGAGAGCCUUGUCAAUAAGCGGGCCAUUGCCUUUGACCACACUGUGCCACACGUCAUAGAAGAAGAUGAGGAAGGGAACACCAUGUUACUGUCUACCUCCAGACACGAAUUCUUACAGAAGGAGGAAAUCGAGGGGACGCAAGCGAGCAAACCUCCUCCUCCACAUUAUGUGGUUCCUCCCCAGUUACAGCUGACUACCUGGGAUGGACUCAACCCCUAUCAGAUAUUGCGACAUUACUUUGGUCAUGGGCGUAAAUGGCCCUUCGCUCCUGAUUGCUACAUCCCCAACUCAGUGAUUCGUGCCCGACUUUGGCCAGAAGGCAGCCCGAUAUACCUACAGUGCAACCUGCACUCACCUGUGCGCGAACUCGAAUGGGACAAGACUCAUCAAUUCUUCUUCUGGCACAGUAGGGUAAGAGCUAUAAGUGAUGCAGGACAACAUCCAGAAGAAAAAGAGGAUGAAGACUUCCUAGAAAUGAGAAUGUCUAAGGACAUGACCUACAAUGUCCUUACAGACUCAGCAAACCGCAGUUGGCUGGGAAGAAAGAUGAGUGAAGUAGCUGUGAACAGCCUGGUUGAGACGCUCCUCAACGUUAUGACCCACGCUCCUCCACUGAGGUACCAAUGUUGUAUCGGCGUGCUCGGGCAAAUCUUUGCCUCUUACCAGGUGCCUCCAUCCCUGCGUUCCGAAGCAGCCCAUUGUCUGCUGGAUGACACAGCCAAUUCCAACCCACUGAUCCGAGAGCUAGCCUGGGAAGGACUGAAGCGUCUAGGAAUGAUUACUCGUCUCUUUGCCAUGCCUCUGGCCCAAGGACUAAUGGACAAGGACCAAAGAGUGAGGAAUAAGGCCCUGUCCCUCAUGCGUGAGACCGGAAUCCACUCUAAGACCUCGCUCUUAGACUUGAUCCAUAACCGAGAGACUUUCCGGGAGAUGCAGCAGGAAAUGGUUGGGGAGGAACCCUUGGACCAUCUGCUGGGGAUGCGGGCUACAGAUCUCCAAAUCCUUCAUACUCAAGUGGAGCAGCGACUGAGUGGAGACCUGACCUUGUCACAAGGAGCUGAAAGGCCUUCUUUCUCUUUAGAAGUCCCCAGGGCUUCUGAACUGUCUGAUCGCAAGCAAGCUGAUACAGCUCCUGAAGAGUCUGAGGUUGGCAUCAAGCCCGGCAAAGGUCCAAGACGAAGUCGACCAGGAAGCAAAAGGCACACCCGCAAAUGGUUGCGAAGCCUCAAGAAGACAAAAGAGGCUGACAGGGAGCCAGCUCCCUCAGAGGGUGAAGAGGCUGCGACUGAAGCUGUGCUGCCUGAGGGGGAGGACGUGGCCAUCUACUCCACACGGUCCUCCAUCCUCAGUGUACUAAGGAUGUCCAAAGACGCUGAACAACCACCUCCAGAGAAAGACACCUCAAGGGAUCAAGUCGUGCUCAGCCUGAAGAUGCUGAGGAAAAUCCGUGACAAAACAGGCAAGAAGAGAGCUCAAAAACCAGUCAAGAGGCACAAGAAGACAAAAAUAGGUCAAGUUAUAACUGAGGAACCUCUGUCUCCCGAAAGGGAAGCCCCAGUUGUGAGGAGGAUGAAAGGCAAAGGGCGAGGUGCGGCUGGAGCGCCUGGCCACAGAGCUGCCUCUGUGUCCUGGCGGGACGAUCUGUGUCGGCUCCUGACCCUGAGGAUAGCCGGUUCCCAACCGCAAAUGUUAGACGCUCUAAACACCGAGCUGGUGACCAUGGCUGAGGAGGUGCUGGCAGAUCAGCAAGCCAGCUGGGACCUCUUUCGGGAGAUCUGCCCCCUGUUGAAGCAAGAAAGCGAUGUCCUGUUUGAGGACCUCGACUGGGAUGUAACCUGGCCAGACGAGAAACCAAUUUUUUUUCACGAAGGAGCGAUUAGAGAGGAUGCGGUGAUCGCAGACAUGGAAGAGAUACUAAGGGAGCAGAUGCACGAGCAAAAGGAAGCAACGGGCACGCAGGACUUGCACGAAACCCCCUUGAUUUUCAAAAAAGCCAAGAAAAAGAGAGUUAUUUUUUUAGAGCCAGGCGAGCUAACCAAGGGCAAACGAAUAUCGAAGAAGGAGAAGAAAGCCUUGAAGAAGCCCACUAAGCCAGAGAGAGAAGCAGCCCGGCAGGAAACACAAGUGGAGAAAAAGGAGGUGACAGUGACCAAAAGAGAGCCGGACGUGAGUAAGAAAAUGAGAGAAAUGGCCAAACGGCAGUGGGAGGUGGUUGAGCAAGAAGGAAGCCCAGUUCGGGAUGAGAGGAGGCUGUCGUGGCAAGAGUGGAAGAAGUCCUGGGAUGACUGGCAGCGGGCCUCCCGUGAGUCAGGGAUGUCCUGGGCUGAAUGGAAGGAAGCCUGGGACAGGAGGCAUCUUGGGGAAGAGGAGAAACCACAAGAGGACAAGAAGAAGCUACUCCCAGAGGAGGAGAAGCCGUAUGAAGAUGGGAGGAAGCAGAAAUGGGACGAGUGGGCAGCGAUCUGGGAAGCAACGUUGUCAGCCAGGUCCAGGGAUCAGGUGCUUGAGGAUGAGGAGGAAAUGACCUGGGAGGAAGAGGAGCUGUCUCAGGAGUGGGAGGAAGCGGAAGAGCUGGUGACGGAAGAGCAGAGACAGAUCCAGAAAGAACAUAAACAAGCCUGGGUCGAGACGAAACGAGCGCAAGCAAAAAGAAAGCGAGCCCAAGAGGAGAGGAGGCUGGCACAAGAAGAAGAGAAGCUGGCCCAGGAGGAGAGGAAGCUGGCCCAGGAGGAGAGGAAGCUGGCGCAGGAGGAGAGGAAGCUGGCGCAGAGAGACAGGGGUAUGGUCCAGGCACAGAAGAAGCUCAUUCAGAAAGAGGAAAACCUGGCCCAAAAAGAGGAGAAGAUAAGCCGGGAAGCAGAGAAAUUGGCCCAGAAAAGGAAGAAACUGGCCAAGAGAUUGGAGAAACUGGCUCAAGAAGAAGAGAAAAUGGCAAAGAAAGGAGGGAAGCUGGCUGAGGUAAAAAAUGUAUUCGUCCAGAAAAUGGAAAAACUGGCCCAGAAGGAGCAAGAUAUAGCAUGGCAAGAAAAGGAACUAGCCCAGGAACUGGAAGAGCUGGCGUGGGAAGAGGAGGGACUGGCUUUGAAAAAAAAGGAACUCAAUCAGAAGGAGAAAGAACGGCCAGAGGGAGAGGAGGUACGGGCUCAGAGAGAGAAGACACUGGCCUGGCGAGAAGAAAAACUGGCUGAGGAAAGGGAAAAAUUGGUCCGAGAAGAAGAGCUGCUGACCCAGGAAGAGAAGAAACUGGCCCAGGACAAAGAAAAACCACGUGAGGAAAAGGAAAGACUUGCCAAGAAAAGGGAAGAACUGAUGAAAAACCAGGCAAAACUGGCCCAGGAAACGGAGGAACUCACAAAGAGUAAGCUGCUAUCCCAGAGGAGGAAGACUCUGAUUCAGGAGAAGGUGGAAUUAGCUCAGAGGAAAGAGAACUUACUCCAGCUCAAAGAAAACCUCACUCAGGACAGAAAGAAAUUAGUGCAAGUAAAGGAGAAACUGGACAGAUACAAGAACAAACUGACACAGUUAGAGGAGAAGCUGGUGGAGAACAAGAAGAAACUUGCCCAGGAAAAGGAGAAACAGGCUGAAAUAGAGAAAAAGCUGACCCAAGAACAGGAAAGUCUUGCUGAGAAACAGCAGCGACUGGCCCAGGACAAAAUGAAAUUAACUGCAGAGAGCAGGGCAGUAUUUCAAGAACUGGAAGUGCUCCGAGGAAAGUCGGAUGUUGCUAAGGAAGAAAAGGCGUUGGACAUGGAAAUGAAGAAACUGGCUCAGGAGAAGGUGAGGGUGGCUGAGGGAAAGGUAACUCUCUCCAAGGGAGAGAUUAAAGAAACCUCAAGACAGAAGAAACCAACUAAGGAUGAAUUAGACCGAGUUAAGAGGAAAUUGUCACUAGAGGAGAAGAUACUGUUACAUGAAGAUAGGGUAGUGGCCACAGAGAAAAGAGACAUUGCCAAAGGAAAAUUGGAGCUAAGGAGAGGAGCGAGAGUGUACGCCCAGGAAGAAAGGAAGCUAGCCAAGGUAGGAAGGAGAUUGGCUAAACACAGCAAGGGCGUUUCCAAGGAACCACUAAAAGCGAGCAGCAGAGUCUUGAAGAUACUUCAAAAUCUUAUCCAACAAGAAAGGAAACUAACCCAGGAAGAAAUAGAGAUGACAAAAUUAAAGAGAUCCCUCUUGGCUAAGGAAGGGAGACUGAGCAAAAAACGGCAAGCACUUGAGGCCAAGGAGUGGGGUCUCUCUGAGGAUCAAUCAGAAGUGACUGAAGAUGAGAAGAAAUUGGCUAAGCAGCAGAGAAAACUGGCCAAGGAAAUAAAGAGAAUGACAAAGAAAGAGAAACAAAUGAUUGAGCAAGAAAGGAGACUGGCCAGGCAACAGAGAGAAGUCGUAGAGGAAGAAGAGGAAGAAGAAACACCAGACGAAGAGGAGGUGGAGCCAUUCCUUAAACAGAGGUCAGAAAAGAGCAAGGAGCUAAAGACAGUUGAUGUGGUCCAGGAGGACGUGGGAAGUGAAGAAGAGGGCUUUGAUGAAGAAAUGGAAAGCCUGUUAGAUGAAGUGGAGCGAGAGAGUUUGUCUGAGGAGGAGGAAGUGGAGGAGGAGGAGGAGGAAGAGGAGGAGGAGGAAGGGAAGGAGAAGAAAAAGAAGGAGGAGGAGGAAGGGAAGGAGGAGAAAAAGAAGGAGGAGGAGGUUCCGGAGGAGGAAGCGUUUGAGGAGAAGGAAGAAAGCAUGAGUGAGGAGGAGACAGAAAGUGUGAGUGAUGAAACAGAAGAAGAACAGAGCAGCUCGUCGGAAGAAGAGGUAGACAAGGAGAAGGAGGUAGACAAGGAAAAAGAGAUCUUCGAAAAAGAGAAAGUGUUGAAGUUACGAGAGAAGAGAAGAAAGGACCUACAAGAAAGAGACACAAUCCUUGCUAUCGGGAAAAGAACCCCCAAGGUCAGACGCAGUGCUAUCAAACUGGACCUUCUGAGGAGACCGUCCAGGAAAUUCAUCUCAGUAGCUCUGGGGACGGGGGAGGUGGGGCCGGGGCCAGAGCCAGUGCCUAGGAAACAAGUAUCCUGGGGAGACAAGGCCACUUAUCUCGAGGCAUUCAGGAUAUUCCCAGAAGCAAGGUUUAUCGACAGACAAGAAGAACUCUUGAGGAAAUAUCAGCUCACGCCUCUGCAAGUUAUGGAUAGAAUUUUGGAGUCCGAAGAGCUGCACUUAAUGUCCCCAUAUUUAUCCCACAUUUUGAGGAAGACCGUGGAAGCUCAGAAACUCCAUGGCAAACCACUGGGGCCCAAGUGGCGGUGGCUCUUGCAGUAUCACCCAUCUCUGCUGACAGAGACUGAGGUACAGUUACCUGUGCCCCACAUCCUGGCUGAGGAAAUAGACACAGAGGCGAGCCUCUCAGACGGUGAGUGGAUUCACCGUGUCCUAGAACGCAUGGAGGCGGGAGAACAGCUUUCCAGGCAUAGUUUCCACAGAUUGUGCCAGCUGCUCAAAGACCUCACCUCAAAGGGCAAACUAGAGUGGAUGCAUCUGCCCAUCCUUGAAGCCAUAGUGUACCGCCACAGGCAGGCCCUAGAAUCGCGAAGCACAGGUGUCCCAAAACCCAGGAAGGAACCCAUGGGUCCAAAAUACCUGAAAGUGAUCCCUCCUAUCAAAGGAAAGGAAAAGGAAAGCUGGCCCAGACCUUUCCCUGUCCCAACACCAAAGCUGCCAUUAGCUACCAAAAGGAUUCCAGACCCAAAGGCUAUAAAUUGGCAUCUUCUAGGAGAACCUUACAGGAGCGCGCGGGCAGAGCAGACAGCCAGCGCUCUCAAGGAGAUGGAGAUGCAGCGCUCCUAUCCUGCCGCAAGAGAUGUUUCCCCAGGUGCCCACGCCUCCGUGGAAAAGCAAACCCUAGCACUGAUGUUCCAGAAGGACUUCUGGGCUUUGAAGGAUAAGGGCAGGUUGCCCAAGUUGCCCAAGUUGGAGAAGAAGCCACAGCCUAUCCCUAAAGAAAAGGAAGCCGUGCCUCAAUGGGAGACAUUUGUGGCACUGUACCACGUUCUGCGGAUGUUGCAGCAGCGAUAUGCAAAAGACAGGGCUACUUGGAUGGAACAGUUCCACCAGCUCAUGGACCUGUACCAACUUAAGUCGCCCCGAAUCCAGAAGCUGCUACAGGAGCUGCUACUGAGAGAGGAACCCCAAUCCCAAGAGAUCAUCUAUGAAGAGGGGCUGAAGGCCACGGAGCUGGCUCCCGGGGAGCGCUUGUUCUACCGCUUGUUUUGCGGUGGCCCUCAUGCCCGCAGACGUCCUCUGGAGUUCCAGGAGGUGGUGGCCCUCCCCGGGCAGAACAACGUGCGUACCAUGCUUCCCAUGGGCAUCGCCCAGUAUGGGAUCUUAGAACUUGCCUGGAAGAGCCUGCCCCAUGCUGAUUUUCACCUCACCAAGGAACUGCCCCACGUCGUGGCUCCGACCCCCUAA